This is a messenger RNA of Chenopodium quinoa (quinoa), 2028 nucleotides long. RefSeq lists its product as uncharacterized. Bases 457 to 1611 code for a protein of 384 amino acids. The transcript is spliced from 5 exons. The record is from RefSeq and is a predicted model, not a curated record. NCBI's taxonomy places the organism in Eukaryota, Viridiplantae, Streptophyta, Magnoliopsida, Caryophyllales, Amaranthaceae.
UAGUUCUUAAUACUAUAUCUUAACCUCUGACAAAGCUAGCUUUUACUUUUUAAAAAAUACAAGCCAUGCAAAACAUACAAAUUUCGGUAGUAGCAAAUGUCCUUUUGAGCCUAAUCAUCAAUGGUUCUUAUUUUUAAGAUCCAUUGCUUAUUUCAGAACCCUCAACCACAAUAGCUAAAUAAGAAACUCUCAUCUCUUACCUAAGAACUAGCUCUUAUAUAUUAUCUUUCCUUAAAAACCACUCAUUAUUGAUGCUCAUACUCGGACACAACUUUAUAAGGAUAAAAAGUAUUUUACACACUAUUGAAAAAAAAAAAAAAAAAAAAAAAUGAUACUCGGUAGAAAAGAACGGUAAAUAUUGAAUUUAAAUCCAACAAUCCAUUUACUUGCAUUUCACAAUUCACAAAACCCCUUCAAACCCAGGAAAACCUCUGUAAUUUCAACCUAGCGCCAAAAAUGGGGAAGAACGGCAAGAAGCAGAAGCAUCAACAGAAACCUUCAUCUCGUCAAAGACACUCUCAUUUUCCUCCAGAAGAUGAACAUUACCCUCCUCUUUCUCUUUCCAACAGCGAUGAAGAGACCUCAGAAGAGGAUGAAGAAGAAUCUGAACCAGAAAUUCAGCAAAACCCUUUUUCUGAUGAGUCAAUUCCUUCAAAGUUCUCUCUUUAUCAACAAUCUGUUCAGUCACCAAAAGGGGAUAUAAGCUAUUUGCAGAAGUUCUUCUUGAUAUAUGUUGGUGGGAGAGCUCCUCUUCAUCUACAGGAGGAUUUUUGUGGCACUGCUCUUCUUAGUACAGAGUGGCUUCGAACUGAUCCUCGGAGGACUGCUAUAGGUGUAGAUUUUGACCUUGAUUCACUCAUGUGGUGCAUGGAGAACAAUGUUGACAAAGUUGGCAGUGAUAUCCGUUCCGGAAUCUCUCUUUUUCAUGGAAAUGUUUUGCAGCCUCUUGAGGCUAGAAUUGUCAAAUUGAAUUCUGAGGAUCUGAUUCAGAAAGUAACUAUCCAAGAGAGUCAAGAUGCCACACUUAAAAAUCCAUCAGAAAACUCUCUGAAAUCGGCAGCUUCAGUUAGUGGUGGAAUUUUGAAAAAGGAUUUCUCAUUGCCUGCAAGGGAUAUUGUGUGUGCUUUCAAUUACAGUUGCUGCUGCCUGCAUAAGCGGAAAGAGCUUGUUGCUUAUUUCAAGUAUUCCCUUGAUGCUUUGUCUAAGAAGGGUGGUAUAUUUGUCAUGGAUUUAUAUGGUGGUACUUCAUCUGAGCACGAAUUAAAGCUCCAGAGGAAAUUUCCCAAUUUUACGUAUACAUGGGAGCAAGCAGAAUUUGAUGUUAUCCAGCGGAAGACCAGAAUUAGUCUUCACUAUCAGCUCCACAAGCCACAGAAAAAAAUUCGCAAUGCCUUUUCUUAUAGCUGGAGGCUGUGGUCAUUGCCUGAGAUAAGAGACUGUUUGGAAGAGGCUGGUUUUCGAUCUAUUCAUUUUUGGAUAAGAGAGAUGCCUGACACUGAGAGAAACAGAAGUAGUCGGGGAUUUGGUUCCUCAAGAGAUGAUAAAUACGAAGAGGUCUCAAGUUUCCAGCAGCAAGAUGCUUGGAAUGCCUAUGUCGUAGCAGUUGCUUAAGUAUAUCUUCAAAUCCCUACAACACAUUGGUAAAGGCUACAAUGAGGAAAGUUAAUGUCAUGAGAAAUAGUGGUAUGCUAUCUUCCCUGCGAAACUUGUUGAAAAAGCAUUAUGUUUUUGUCUCUGAUUCUAACCUAGAUUUAGGAGUCUUGGACUUUCAGUUUAGUGGAUAUUUGAUGUGUUUCUUCUUGUGACCAAAAAUAGAUUUGUAUGCCUAGAAGCUCAUUGUCUCACUCAAAAAGUUGUGCUUUGGACACUUGGACCCUAGUAUUCUUAAUUUUUUUUUAUAAAUUUGAGUAGGCAGGUUAUAAGCAAACCGGUGUAGGGGCUUGCAUUGGACAAUUUAUAUUUGAACUGUUGCUCACUUACUCUGUACCCUAAUAUUCAUUUAUUCAUAUGUAGAUCAAAUGAAAAAAA